This is a messenger RNA of Onychostoma macrolepis, 1939 nucleotides long. RefSeq names its product cytochrome P450 4F3 (gene cyp4f3). The transcript is spliced from 13 exons. Lineage: Eukaryota; Metazoa; Chordata; Actinopteri; Cypriniformes; Cyprinidae. Bases 142 to 1713 code for a protein of 523 amino acids. Gene Ontology annotation, molecular function: heme binding; monooxygenase activity; oxidoreductase activity, acting on paired donors, with incorporation or reduction of molecular oxygen. The record is from RefSeq and is a predicted model, not a curated record.
CCGGAACUGCAGAACUUCAUUUGACAAGAAACACUUCAGCAGCAGCUCAUCAUAAAGUUCUUAUUCAUGUGACAUGCAGCGCACAUAAGUGUUUAUAGCGGAUAUAGGCCUACGUGUGUUUAAAAGCGUUUUUGGUGGAGGAUGAUGAUGAUGAUGGGUCUGAUCGGGUUUCUCUCCGGUUGGUCGGUGUUUGGGGUCCUCGCGCUCUCCGCCGCGGCGCUCCUGUGCGCGCUGGCGACGCGUCUCGCUCUCAAACGUCGCGCGCUGCGAUGCUUCAAUCAGCCGCCGCAGAGAAACUGGAUCAUGGGACACAUGGGACUCAUGGGCCAUAAUGAAGAGGGACUGCAGGCCGUUGAUGACCUGAUCAGGAGGUACGUUCACUCCUGUGCCUGGUAUCUGGGUCCGUUUUAUGACAUGGUCCGGCUUUUCCACCCAGACUACAUCAAAUCCCUUCUGACGGCCUCCGCAAACAUUACUUUCAAAGACAAGAUCUUUUAUGGGUUUAUGAAACCGUGGUUGGGACAUUGUCUUCUCCUGCAGAACGGUCAGGAAUGGUCACGCCAUCGGCGACUUCUGACUCCUGCGUUCCACUUCGACAUCCUCAAAAAAUAUGUUUUAAUUUUUAACCAGUCCACCAACAUCAUGCAUGCUAAAUGGCGCCGCCUGCUGGCCGAAGAGAAAGUCAGUCUGGACAUGUUUGAGCACAUGAGCUCGAUGACGCUGGACAGUCUGCUCAAAUGCACCUUCAGCUGUGACGGUCACUGUCAGGGGAAACCCAGCGAAUACAUCGCAGCUAUUCUGGAUCUGUCUAAGCUGGUGGUUCAGAGGCAGCAUUACCUGCCGUAUCACUGGGACUGGCUUUAUUGGCGCUCCGAACAGGGACAGCGCUGUCGCAAGGCCUGCGACAUCGUGCACCAGUUCACGGCUAAAAUCGUACAAGAACGCCGUGCCCAACUCGACCAGCAGGGGUCCGCAAAGAACCGCACGGAAAACCUGGAGUACACAGGAGGAUACAAGAAAAAAGACACGGAUCUCAUCGAUUUACUGCUGCUGUCAAAAGAUGAGAACGGCGAGGGACUCACGAACGAGGAGAUCCAGGCUCAUGCUGAUAUGUUCAUGUUUGCCGGUCACGACACCACGGCCAGCGCCCUCGCCUGGAUCUUCUACAACCUGGCCACGCAUCAGGAGCAUCAGGAGCGCUGUCGAGCCGAAAUCAGAUCAGUGCUGCGCGACGGAGACGAAAACGACAUCAGCUGGGAGGAUCUGAGUCAGCUGCCCUUCACCACCAUGUGCAUCAAAGAGAGUCUGAGACUCCACUCGCCUGUUCUGGCGCUCACCCGCUACUACUCACAAAACAUGAAGACGCCAGGAGACUGUGUCAUUCCACAGGGAUGUCUCUGUUUGAUCAGUAUUUAUGGUGUCCAUCGAAAUCCUGAAGUCUGGCCUGAUCCUGAGGUUUACGACCCAACACGCUUCGACCCGGAGAACUCACACAGACGCUCGCCUCAUGCCUUCAUUCCCUUCUCAGCGGGACCCAGGAACUGCAUCGGGCAGAACUUCGCUAUGGCAGAGAUGAAGGUGGUGGUGGCUCGGACUCUAUCGCGGUUCCGGAUCCGGCCGGGCCCCAGACCGGUGCGCCGUCUCUAUCAGCUGGUGCUGAGAGCAGAGGGAGGCCUGCUGCUGAACAUCGAGCCGCUCGAUCAAUCCCAGUGACCAGCUCUGAAACAUCUCACUGUUUAAUGCUUACUGUGAAUUCUACUUCCGUAAUUUAAUAUCAUUUAAAAAAUGUGAAGUGCUUAAUGCUGCACUGGUGCAUCGCAAACAAAUGGACUGUUUUGUAACAGUUUCAACGCGAUAUACCGCUCUAACUGCAUAUACUUAUGAUGCUCUGAUAUAACAGAAAAUUGGUGUUGCUUUUACAUUAAUGUAAUUGAUAUAU